Molecule: messenger RNA, 8713 nt
Organism: Calidris pugnax (ruff)
Lineage: Eukaryota; Metazoa; Chordata; Aves; Charadriiformes; Scolopacidae
Gene: NCOA2
Product: nuclear receptor coactivator 2
Exons: 23
Coding region: 316-4713 (1465 amino acids)
Biological process (GO): positive regulation of transcription by RNA polymerase II; cellular response to hormone stimulus
Cellular component (GO): nucleus
Molecular function (GO): protein dimerization activity; nuclear receptor binding
Source: RefSeq, a predicted model, not a curated record
CCCAGCACACUUGAGAUGUAUCUGAGCAGUGAGGCUCCCUGCACGCACAGCUCCUAGAAAUCGUUGCCUGCCUCGCCGAGUCUUGGACCCCUGCUUCGUUCCGUGCACAGGAUGGACCUGCUCUGGGAAUGAAUCUGGUUGCUGUGGUGGAGAAGGCUGUUCUCUGUAGUGCCCCUGCCUCACUUCCAGCAGCGAUCGGGCCGUGCAAGGGAGGCAGAGGCCGUUCUGAUGCUCUGCGCAGCUGGGGAACAAGAUUUUCUUCCUGGCUGUGCCACAGACUUCCUAGGUGAUGCUCGUUGCUGAUAUGUGUUCAAGAUGAGUGGGAUGGGAGAAAAUACCUCUGACCCAUCCAGGGCAGAGUCAAGAAAGCGCAAGGAUCCCGAUCAGCUUGGACCCAGCCCUAAAAGAAGCACUGAAAAACGCAAUCGUGAGCAAGAGAAUAAAUACAUAGAGGAACUCGCAGAGCUGAUUUUUGCAAAUUUUAAUGAUAUUGACAACUUCAACUUUAAACCUGACAAAUGUGCAAUCUUGAAAGAAACUGUGAAGCAAAUUCGUCAGAUAAAAGAACAAGAAAAAGCAGCAGCAGCUAACGAAGAUGAAGUGCAAAAAGCGGAUGUAUCGUCUACGGGUCAGAGUGUCAUCGACAAGGAUGCGCUUGGACCAAUGAUGCUUGAGGCCCUGGAUGGGUUCUUCUUCGUAGUGAACCCAGAAGGUAACGUUGUGUUUGUUUCUGAGAAUGUGACACAGUACCUGAGGUACAACCAAGAAGAGCUGAUGAACACAAGCAUAUAUAGCAUCCUGCACGUAGGGGACCACAAUGAAUUUGUCAAAAUCCUGCUGCCAAAAUCUUUAGUGAACGGAGGAUCUUGGUCUGGGGACACUCCUCGGCGUAACAGCCAUACCUUUAACUGUCGGAUGCUGGUGAAACCUCUGGCUGAUUCUGAGGAAGGCCAUGAUAACCAGGAAGCACAUCAGAAAUACGAAACUAUGCAGUGCUUUGCUGUUUCUCAACCAAAUUCCUUCAAGGAGGACGGUGAAGAUUUGCAGUCUUGCUUGAUUUGUGUUGCAAGAAGAGCUCCAAUGAAGGAAAGACCUCUCCUUCCUUCAUCAGAGAGCUUUACUACUCGCCAGGAUCUACAAGGCAAAAUAACUUCACUGGACACGAGCACCAUGCGAGCAGCUAUGAAACCUGGCUGGGAGGAUUUGGUGAGAAGGUGCAUUCAGAGGUUCCAUUCGCAGCACGAGGGAGAAAUAUCUUUUGCCAAGAGGCACCACCAGGAAGUGCUGAGGCAGGGACUGGCAUUCAGUCCUGUUUAUCGGUUUUCCUUGUCUGACGGCACCAUCGUUUCGGCCCAAACGAAGAGCAAGCUCAUCCGUUCCCAGACGACCAGCGAACCUCAGCUUGUCAUCUCCUUGCAUAUGCUUCACAGAGAGCAGAACGUCUGCGGAAUGAAUCAGGAUUUGACUGGACAAGGGAUGGGGAAGAUCCUGAACCCGAUCAGCUCCAGCAGCCCUGCCCAUCAGGCCAUGUGCAGUGGGAACCCAGGUCAGGAUAUGACCAUCAGUAGCAAUAUAAAUUUUGCCAUAAAUGGCCCAAAGGAACAAAUGGGCAUGCCAGCAGGCAGGUUCGGUGGUUCAGGGGGAAUGAACCAUGUCUCGAGCAUCCAAGCAUCCACUCCUCAGGGUAGUAACUAUGCACUAAAAAUGAAUAGCCCCUCACAAAGCAGCCCCGGCAUGAACCCGGGGCAGCCAAACUCUAUGCUUUCCCCGAGGCAUCGUGUGAGCCCUGGAGUGGCAGGAAGCCCUCGCAUCCCACCCAGCCAGUUCUCCCCUGCAGGAAGCUUGCAUUCGCCCGUGGGAGUCUGCAGCAGCACAGGAAAUAGCCAUAACUACACCAACAGUUCCCUGAACGCCCUUCAGGCCCUCAGCGAGGGCCACGGCGUUUCUCUAGGAUCGUCGUUGGCUUCACCUGACCUAAAAAUGGGAAAUUUGCAAAAUUCCCCUGUGAAUAUGAAUCCUCCCCAGCUGAGCAAGAUGGGAAGCCUGGACUCUAAAGACUGCUUUGGACUCUACGGGGAGCAAUCGGAAGGUACAACUGGACAAGCAGAGGGCAGCUGCCAUUCAGGAGAACAGAAAGACAACAGCGAGAGCAACCUGCCACCGGUCGUCAGCGGCGAGAGGCCCGAUGGACAGAAUAAACUGCACGAUGGAAAAAGCCAGACAAAGCUAUUACAGUUGCUGACCACCAAAUCGGAUCAGAUGGAGCCUUCGCCUUUGUCCAGUACUUUGGGAGACGUUAGCAAGGACUCCGCGGGAGGGUUGCCUGGGUCUGGUUCAGCACACGGAACCUCGCUCAAGGAGAAGCAUAAAAUUUUGCACAGACUAUUGCAGGACAGUAGUUCUCCUGUAGAUUUGGCCAAGCUCACGGCCGAGGCCACAGGCAAAGAACUGAACCAGGAGUCCAGUAGCACAGCUCCCGGUUCAGAGGUGACUGUUAAACAGGAGCCAGCGAGUCCUAAGAAGAAUAAUAAUGCACUACUUCGCUACUUGCUAGAUAAAGAUGAUACUAAAGAUAUUGGUUUACCAGACAUACCCCCAAAACUGGAGCGGUUGGACAGUAAGACAGACCCUUCCGGUAGCACAAAGUUGAUAGCUAUGAGGCCAGAAAAAGAAGAGAUAAGCUUUGAGCCUAACGAACAGCCAGGCAGUGAAUUGGACAACUUGGAGGAGAUUCUGGAUGACCUGCAGAACAGCCAGUUACCGCAGCUUUUCCCAGAUAACCGCCCAGGCGCCCCAACCGGCUCGGUGGACAAGCAAGCCAUCAUCAAUGACCUCAUGCAGCUCACCAGUGAGAGCAGCCCCGGCACGGCCGUGGCCACCCAGAAACCAGCAAUGAGGAUUUCACAGAGCACUUUUAAUAACCCACGAGGAGCAGGGCAACUGGGCAGGUUGUUACCAAACCAGAAUUUACCACUUGACAUCCCGCUGCAGAACCCCCCGGGCGCGGGCUCGUUCCCCCCCAUAAGAACGAGCAGCCCCUAUUCCGUGAUACCUCAGCCGGGACUGAUGGGCAGGAACGAGGGGAUGAUCGGAAGCCAAGGAACUUUAGGCAACAGCAGCACAGGAAUGAUGGGUGGCACUGCCCCUCGCCCUGCCAUGACGUCUGGGGACUGGGGAGGCCAGGCUGCUGCCGUCAGGGUGACCUGUGCCCCCACGGCCGGCGCCAUGAACAGGCCGGUGCAAACCGGGAUGAUCCGCAACCCCACGGCCAGCAUCCCCCUGAGACCCAGCAGCCAGCCCGGGCCCAGGCAGAUGCUGCCCUCUCAGGUCAUGAACAUGGGGCCAUCCGAAUUGGAGAUGAACAUGGGAGGACCUCAGUACAGCCAGCAGCAGGCCCCUCCCAACCAGACUGCACCGUGGCCAGACAGCAUCUUGCCCAUAGAUCAGGCAACUUUUGGAAAUCAAAACAGGCAACCCUUUGGCAGCUCACCCGAUGAUCUCUUGUGUAACCAUCCCUCGUCGGAGUCACCGAGCGAUGAGGGUGCUCUCCUGGAUCAGCUUUACAUGGCCCUAAGGAAUUUUGAUGGUUUAGAAGAAAUCGACAGGGCUCUAGGAAUACCAGAGCUUGUGAGCCAGAGCCAAGCUGUGGACCCCGAGACCUUCCCCAGCCAGGAGUCGGGCAUCCUGAUGGAGCAGAAGGCGCCGGUGUUCUCCCAGCAGUACGGGGCGCAGGCCCCCAUGGGGCAGGGGGGCUAUGCCCCCAUGCAGGACCCCAGCUUCCACCCCAUGGGGCAGCGCCCGGGCUACGCCGCCCUUCGCAUGCAGCCGCGGCCGGGCCUGCGACCAACGGGCAUCGUGCAGAACCAGCCCAACCAGCUGCGGCUCCAGCUGCAGCACAGGCUCCAGGCACAGCAGAAUCGGCAGCCACUGAUAAAUCAGAUCAGCAGUGUCUCCAAUAUGAAUCUGUCUUUGAGACCUGGAGUGCCAACGCAGGGCCCCAUCAACGCCCAGAUGCUGGCACAGAGGCAGCGGGAGAUCCUGAGCCAGCACCUGCGGCAGCGGCAGAUGCAGCAGCAGCAGCAGCAGCAGGUCCAGCAGCGCACGCUGAUGAUGCGAGGGCAGGGCUUGAGCAUGACCCCCAGCAUGGUGGCCACCGGUGGCAUUCCAGCCACCAUGAGCAACCCCCGCAUCCCCCAGGCGAACGCCCAGCAGUUCCCGUUUCCUCCAAACUACGGUAUCAGUCAGCAGCCCGAUCCAGGCUUCACAGGGGCCACCACUCCUCAGAGCCCACUGAUGUCCCCACGACUGGCUCACACUCAAAGCCCCAUGAUUCAGCAGUCUCAGGCUAAUCCUGCCUAUCAGUCCUCGACGGAGAUGAACGGGUGGGCACAAGGGAAUAUGGCUGGAAACAGCAUGUUUUCACAACAGUCCCCACCACAUUUUGGGCAGCAAGCAAGCACCAGCAUGUACAAUAAUAACAUGAACAUCAGUGUAUCCAUGGCAACCAACACAAGUGGUAUGAACAACAUGAACCAGAUGACAGGGCAGAUCAGCAUGACCUCAGCGACCUCUGUGCCUACAUCAGGGUUGUCCUCCAUGGGUCCUGAGCAGGUUAAUGAUCCUGCUAUGAGGGGAGGCAAUCUUUUUCCAAACCAGCUGCCUGGAAUGGAUAUGAUAAAGCAGGACGGAGAUGCAACACGGAAAUAUUGCUGACCCUGCCGGGUGGUUCGGUUGCUCCUUUCUUCAGCUGACCGGGCUUUAAAACGGCCCCAAAUCCUUCCCGGUUUGAAGAGCUGCGUCUUGUUUGGCCUGACCCAGCUGAGCUGCCGCCGGUGGCUACCUGCUGCCGAUGGUGGCUACCUGCUGCCGCCGGUGGCUACCUGCUGCCGCCGGGACUCAGCCCGGCCUUCCUGCCCCAAAGGGGAGCCGGGGGCUGCCGUUGUUUGCCCGAAGAGCGGCCUCUUCUUUGACAGUCUGAAGCCUCGCCUACAGACAGUCGCUCAGUCUGUUCACUGCAUUCACCUUAGUGCAACUUAGAUCUCUCCUUGCGAAGUAAAUGUUGACAGGCAAUUUUCAUAAAACCAUGUCAGAUUGAAUGUAUUUAAAUGUAUGUAUUUAAGGAAAAGAGAAAACAAAAAAAACAAAACAACCACCGUCGCUCUCGUUCUGUUUCCGUUUGUAGUUCUAGACCUUGGGGUUUUGGUUUUUUUGGGUUGGUUUUUUUUUGUUGUUUUUUUUUUUUUUUUCCUGCUUUUAUUUCCCUGGCUUAUUCAGUUCUGGUGCAAAGGAUUCAGUUCCGUCUGAAAACCGGCGUUUUAGACUGAAGGCCUGCAUUUUGGGGCGGAGAGAAGGCGUGGAAGAGGGUGUAGAAGCAACGCCUGGUCCCUAGAGAGACCUCCAAGGAGCACGUUCCGCUGAGGAGUCAGAGGAGAUGAAACCGAUGCAGAAAACGACACAGACCAAUUCCGAACGGGGUUAAAGUUGUAAAAACGGCUGAAAACCCCCCAACCUGGUGAGAGGGCUGUUUGUAAAGGGGGCGUUUCGGUUGGCUUUGGUGGUGAUGUUGAUAAUGCAAGUCAUGAAUCCAAAAAUACACGUUGGUGACAUUCUUAUUUAAUUAAAUUCCUAACAAUCAGCGAAUCCUGAUUUUUAUUUUUAUUUUUAUUAUUUUCACCUGGCUCUCCUGACCUCUGGCAUCUUUCUCUUCUUUCUAAUAGAAUUUAAAAAAAAAAAAAAGAAAAAAAAAAAAAAAAAAAGCAAGUUACCCCUUUAUUUCUCUCGGUGUGUUUCCAGCAAUCUGGACAGCCCAACGGCAAAGUUGGAUGGUAAUGGCAUGUACUGGUUUUGGUAGUGGCAGAAUUGGUGCAUAAUAUCAAAGAGCUCGAAAAAAAACCUGCUGUUUUAAAGCAUGAGCAUUUCUGGUUUCCAUCCCCUUGGCUGGGAAAAAUACCAAUUGCUCUAAUCCCUGUAGCAGAUUUCACUACAGACUUCACCACUAUCGUGUGUUUCGGAUUAUUUUGAAGCAGUGUGGACUACGAGGACGUUUUUGUAAGGUACAUAAAACCCAGUUUCUAUGUAAACAAGCAAUAAUUUAAGUUGAGAACUUAAGUGUUUUACUUGUAUAAUUUUUGUGAGAUAUACAUGUUGUGAAGUUGAUUCCAAAUGAGGUACUUCAGUAUUAAAUUAGAUAUCUUCUUAGCCGUGUGUGUCUCCUGGGAAAGUGUUUUGUAAAGGAUCACAAUGCCUUGAUUAGACCUAAUUUGUAGGCUUGAGACUUCUCAUUUUCUAAACCUUGUGAUUCUGCUCAUAAUGUCAUUGAACUAACCUAGAUUAUAUGCAGCCACUGUAGGAACCAAUUCUUGAUUUUUGUAUCUUUAUAUCCUUUCGUAACAAAUCUUAGAAAAAAACUUAACUCUUACUAAGCAGGCCACUGUUUGGGGGUAUUUUUGUUUUCUUGCCCACUGCGGUUGGAAUAAUCUUUUACUAAACUGACAUCGGUUUCUGAGGACUUGAAAUAUUAAGAGAUGGAUGGGUUUGACCUCUUGUUUUCUUUCCGCUGUCUUUCUAACCCAAACUCAAAUUUAUUGAUGUCGUGGUGCAUUUUAUAACAUCUCAUCAGCCAGGCUUUGGGGGGCGAAAGGUUUAUUCUGUUACCAUUUAAUUUUCUGGAGGGAAUUCAAAUCAAGUAGCAUCUGUUCUGUAUGAAGGCUGAGGAAGAUACGAUACAGGUGGUUAGAAACAGGCUGUCUCUGUAGCUGGCUUUCGAUGAAAUGCACAGUUGAGUUUGUCCCCAAGGGAGGGUGGUGACACCGUUCUGGAGAAACAACAUUUUUCCAACUGUCACCCUUUGGCUCCCAAACUGAGACGGAAUAUUCCGGGGGCUGAGCCAUCCUCUUACCUGCUGGUGGAAAACCAAAAUAGCCAUCAGCCCCGAGCUCCACAGCCUGGUGGCUACGACCCCAUUCGUCUUGAACUUGCAUUAUAUAUCUGACAAAAAUGAAAUUAUUUGUACAAGGAAUGCAUAAAUUUGAAGGAAUUUAUGCACCGCUCAUGUAAAAUGAGUUUCGAAAUUAAUUUUGUUCCUAUUCCAUUAUUUUUUCUGAUGGUUAACCGUAACCUCCGCAGACAGAUUAUUCUUGGUCACAGUGGACAAAAUACUUUAAAUUUGUCCCGUUCCGUGACAGACCUGCAAACAACCCUUAUCAUCUCUGGUCAUUACAAUGAUAUUUCUUUCAUCCCUUGCCAUUUGGACAGAAAAGGAGAUUGUACCUAUCACUUUGGCUCCGCUUGGGUUUAUCGUGAACUUUAGUCGUCUUCUAAUUAAGGAAAGAGAAAAGUGAGUGAAGGAAUCUUCUGAUCAUAUUGAUCACUAUAGAAACAAACAAACAAACAACAAAAACAACAAAAAAAAGCCAAAUCGAUUCCCUUCAUUAUCAGUAUUUUUCAUCCUGUAUACGGUAAAUUUGUCGGCGAAAAGUACUUGGGUUUUGUUUAACAGAACAAUGAAUCAGUGUUCGACUUAACAUUACUAAAUGUGAAAAAAGGCGCAUAAUGUGAAAAAAAAAUAAGCGUUCUCUACGCGGUCGCGCGACCUCUGUAAGUGUUCAUGUCAUGUGGUAAGGUUAAAAAAGUGAAGUGAGCUGUUUUUUUGCUAUGAUGAAUUAAUUUGUACUCGGAUCUUUAAAAUCUCGUCCCACACCGGUAUCCCUUCGGGCCUGGAUUCAUGAAAAGCAAUGUUUUUGCAGUUUAUACGAUGCAUUUUUUUAAUCUUUGUUUAAAAAUGCGGAAUUCCUAUGGGCUUAACAGAUGAAAUGGGUGGCACAGCUCCACUUGCAGAACCCAAAGAUACACAAUCAGUUUUGAAAUGCAACUUAAGCCAUUAAUUGUUGGUGUGAAUUUAAAAGUUUUCUAGUAUUUGUAUGGUAGUAUGCUGCCUAAGAGCAAAAGCAUUCUCUGCACAAAAGAAAAUUUACUGUAGUGGCUUUGAUUUUAAUUAGACUUUUCUCCCUGGUGUUUCUUUGUAGACUAAAACAAAAAAAAAAAAAAUCUUUUAAGUUUCUUACUACAGGUAAAAGCUAUGUGCAAGAACCUCAAAAUGCUAAAAUCUAGCAUAAUGCCUUAGAUCUGUUUUUAAGUCUUGUAUAUUCCUACAUAGCUGUCUGAUGUAUUAUAUUUGUAUAGUGAAUUGUGUACAAUUUUGGAAUAAGUGCGUCAUCACUUAAUCUUUAUGUUGUUCAAUAGAGAUGAUGGACACGUUUCUUCAAACAUUUACUGUCAUUUAAUUUUUUUUUUUUUCCCUUUUAUGUCAUUUGUGGGUUUUAUUUGUACAGUUCAUCAUGAAGUUGCAUCUGAGAUGUGUGUAUAUGAAAAAGAUUAUUACAAGGGUAAAAUUAAGCAAUAUAUAAACUAUGGUUCUUCAGGAGAAAGCUUACAGUGUUUCAGGUUGUGAUUUAUUUUCAAAAUGGAGUUGACUCUGAACAUCACUUUGUUCACCUGCAUCGAUGUUUGUAUUUCUAGUGUGAGCAGUUUAUGCAAAGGUAGAUAUAUUCAGAGAAAAAUUUUAAAUACAUUUAUGCAAGUUAAUAUUGCUUUGCCGAUGCUAUUUGCUUAUUUGAUGUUAAAUAAUGCUAUUGUAAAUAAAGAAUUCUGUUGUUAUUGCAUCAUUUAAUAAAUUUUAAUGCCUUCGGGUUUUACAUGGCUUUAGAGAUUUCAA